AUGCUAUUCACAUACGAUACUUUAAUGCUGGCUCGUUCUCUACUUCUGGCUCGUGGAGAUGCGGUUAUGCUUGCUAGUCGUUCCGCUUCUGCGGCCCCUUCAUCAAAACCAACUGGUUCGCGAGUGAAAACCUUCGAAAUUUAUCGCUUCAACCCCGACAAGCCGGGAUCAAAGCCAGUGAUGCAGAAAUAUGACAUUGAUUUGAACGAUUGCGGUACUAUGGUUCUGGAUGCCCUCAUCAAGAUCAAGAACGAGGUUGAUCCUACCCUCACAUUCAGAAGAAGCUGUCGGGAAGGAAUCUGUGGUUCAUGUGCAAUGAACAUUGGUGGAGAGAAUACCCUCGCCUGCAUCCAGAAGAUUGAUACAGAUACAAGCAAGACCACCAAGAUCUAUCCUCUACCACAUAUGUUUGUUGUUAAGGAUCUCGUUCCUGACAUGAAUCUGUUCUAUGAACAGUACGCAUCAAUUCAGCCAUGGCUUCAGAAGAAAACCAGUCUUAAACUUGGCGAUAAACAGAUGUUCCAGAGUGUCAAGGAACGCGAUAGACUGGAUGGACUUUACGAAUGCAUUCUCUGCGCAUGUUGCUCGACUUCUUGUCCAUCUUACUGGUGGAACGCUGACAAGUACUUGGGGCCGGCUGUCUUGAUGCAGGCUUACAGAUGGAUCAUUGACUCUCGCGAUGAUUAUCCAAUGGAACGUCUGCAUCGCAUGCACGAUGCUUAUUCGGCAUUCAAAUGUCACACAAUCAUGAAUUGCACUAAGACUUGCCCCAAGCAUCUGAACCCUGCCAAGGCCAUCGGUGAGAUUAAGUCGCUUCUCACUGGCAUUAAAACCAAGCCAGCUCCAGAACCUGCCAAGUUCUAA
Necator americanus (New World hookworm) is the source of this 864-nucleotide messenger RNA. RefSeq lists its product as uncharacterized. Gene Ontology annotation, biological process: aerobic respiration; tricarboxylic acid cycle; respiratory electron transport chain. Gene Ontology annotation, molecular function: 2 iron, 2 sulfur cluster binding; electron transfer activity. Gene Ontology annotation, cellular component: mitochondrial membrane. The transcript is spliced from 8 exons. The record is from RefSeq and is a predicted model, not a curated record. NCBI's taxonomy places the organism in Eukaryota, Metazoa, Nematoda, Chromadorea, Rhabditida, Ancylostomatidae. The coding region runs from base 1 to 864 and encodes 287 amino acids.